Messenger RNA from Drosophila willistoni, 987 nucleotides. Its product is annotated as trypsin alpha-4. Lineage: Eukaryota; Metazoa; Arthropoda; Insecta; Diptera; Drosophilidae. Gene Ontology annotation, biological process: proteolysis. Gene Ontology annotation, molecular function: serine-type endopeptidase activity. The record is from RefSeq and is a predicted model, not a curated record.
AUGAAUAAAACUGUUGCAAAGCCACUACUACCCAGCAUUGUGACCUAUGUUCUGUGUUUGCACAGUUGUCUCGUUGAAUAUCUACAAUUUUGUUUUCGCCAAAAAGAUGAGGUAUAUAAGAGUGGUGGCAAGGUCAUCAGCUUGUCAGUUAACACCACGAUGCUUUGGCGCUGGGAAUACGUUAUCUUGCUUAUAGUGCUUGGAUCGCAGCUCGGCGAGACGGCCGUCAAAAGGAAUAACAACAACAGGAGUAGCAAAAACAAACUGCGAAACAAAAGUAUUGUAAAGAAGCCAGCCAAAAUCCAGUCCCGCAUUGUGGGAGGCAGUACCACAUCAGUGAGUAAAACUCCAUAUCUGGUGCAAGUGCGUCGCGGUUCGGAGCUCUGCGGUGGUUCCAUAAUUGCCGAUCGUUGGAUUCUCACCGCUGCCCAUUGUGUUAAGGGUCACAGUCCCUCCCAGUUUCAAGUGCGCGGUGGCACCAACACUCUAACUGGCAGCGAUGGUGUGACACGUUCGGUCAUUUUUAUUGCCGUGGCACCCAAGUUCACGACCAAGUCCAUGAAUAUGGAUGCAGCCCUAUUGAAAUUGAAUCAAUCGAUGAAUGGAACAAAUAUUGCCACAAUUGCCAUGGCCAAGAGUGCACCCAAAGCGGGAUCGACGGUGCGCAUUGUGGGCUGGGGUUUGACCCGCGAAGGUGGCAGCACAUCCAAUCAAAUGCGUUCAGCUCAGAUUAAGGUUGUCGGUAAGACCCGUUGUCGCAAGGAUUACCGUAGUUUGGCCACCAUAACAAAUUAUAUGUUCUGUGCCCGGGGCAAGAAUAAGGAUUCUUGCAGUGGCGAUUCGGGCGGUGCGUGCACCCUCAACAACAAACUAGUGGGCAUUGUCUCAUUCGGUUAUGGUUGCGGGCGAGCUGGUUAUCCCGGGGUCUAUACCACAGUAUCGACCAUAUAUAAAUGGGCCAACAGUGUUAUGGCCAAUAACUCAUAA